Paramecium sonneborni is the source of this 589-nucleotide messenger RNA. Lineage: Eukaryota; Ciliophora; Oligohymenophorea; Peniculida; Parameciidae. The record is from the annotation of a GenBank genome assembly.
AUGCAAAUUUUUAAUUUAUAGAGAACAGGAAAGUUCAAAUAGUUGAUAGAGUAGUAAAAAUCUGAAAUUUAGUAAACAUAAAAGUUGUAUCAUUAAAAGUUUGAUAUUUUGGAACAGUUAAAAGCAUAUAAAAGCAAUGAUUAAAAAGAGAAGUAUCAAACAACUCUUAUAUUUUAGAUCGAACAAUUAGAUGAAGAUUAAGUAAUUAAAUUUACCAAAAUUAAUGAAAAGAAUAUAUUCAGAGAAAAAACUCAAAGUUAACAGUUAAUUAUAAGGAAAACAAAAUGAAAAAUCUGAAAUUAGUGUUACUAAAUCUAAGCAGCAUUCAACAAGACUUAAGACUAAUGAUGAAAUAUCAAUUAUAAAGCCUAAAUUAGCUCAUAUAGCAUCAACAGAUAGGAUUUCAACAGAAUGUAAAGAAACAAAAGAUUAUCUGAAUUACACUUUCGGAACUUAAUUCAGACUUCGAGCUACAAAUAUAUCACAUAAUAAUUGUAAAAGUAUGAUGGAGUAAAAAAGAUCUACUUCUUAGACAAGUAGAAUAAUGACUACAUCAUAAUAAAGAGUUAUUAACAAAAUUUUUUAAUGA